This is a messenger RNA of Prunus persica (peach), 1326 nucleotides long. Its product is annotated as nitrile-specifier protein 5. Gene Ontology annotation, molecular function: protein binding; enzyme regulator activity. The coding region runs from base 113 to 1102 and encodes 329 amino acids. The record is from RefSeq and is a predicted model, not a curated record. Gene Ontology annotation, biological process: nitrile biosynthetic process. NCBI's taxonomy places the organism in Eukaryota, Viridiplantae, Streptophyta, Magnoliopsida, Rosales, Rosaceae. Gene Ontology annotation, cellular component: nucleus; cytosol. The transcript has 2 exons.
UGAGAAACCCCACAAAACAAACUCGCAGUUUCCUUCUACAGUGAGAAAGAAAGAAAGUCCACAACUCCUCUGUUCCAGUCACAAGCAAUUCCACUGUUCCAUCCAUCCAUCCAUGGCUCUGGUGCAAGGCAAAUGGAUCAAGCUUGAUCAAAAGGGAACUGGGCCUGGAGCAAGAAGCUCACAUGCCAUUACCCUAGUAGGACAGAAGGGCUAUGUUUUUGGUGGCGAAUUCACGCCACGUGUCCCCGUCGACAACAAGCUCCACGUGUUUGACCUCGAGGAGCUGACGUGGUCUGUGAUCGAGGGAACCGGUGAUGUCCCGCCGCCACGUGUUGGUGUGACAUUGGUAGCUGUUGGACAAAUCAUCUAUGUUUUUGGUGGUAGGGACUAUGACCACAACGAGCUCAAUGAGCUCUAUUCCUUUGACACAUCUACAAACAACUGGACCCUAAUUUCUAGUGGGGACAUUGGGCCCCCUCAUAGGAGCUACCAUUCCGUGACCGCCGAUGACCGCCAUGUGUAUAUUUUUGGCGGCUGCGGUGUGGCCGGCCGCCUUAAUGAUCUAUGGGCCUAUGAUGUGGUUGAUAAAAAAUGGAUCCAAUACCCAAAACCGGGUGACAAUUUGAAGGGGAGAGGCGGGCCUGGCCUGCUAGUGGUCGAAGGGAAAAUAUGGGUUGUGUAUGGCUUUGCUGGAGAGGAAGCUGACGAUGUGCACACCUUCGACCCAGUCCAUGGUGAGUGGACCCAAAUUGAGACAAGUGGCGAGAAACCAACGGCUCGGAGUGUAUUUUCUACGGUAGCAAUCGGAAAAUACAUAGUUAUAUACGGUGGGGAAGUGGACCCUAGUGACUUGGGCCACAUGGGUGCCGGGAAAUUUGCUGCUGAGGUCUAUGCACUGGACACGGAGACGUUGGUGUGGAAGAAGUGGGAUGAUGGGCUGGGCUCGGGUCAUCAUCCCGGGCCUCGCGGGUGGUCUGCAUUUGCCCGCGGGCAGUGGGAUGGAGAAGUGGGCCUUUUGGUGUAUGGCGGGAACUCACCAACUAAUGAUCGCCUUGGUGAUAUUUUCUUCUUCACUCCUUAUUUGGAAGCAAAUGGUAAAUGAUUAGAUAUGGUGAUGCAUGAGAGUGAGAGCGGUGAUGUUAGCUUCAUGUCAUGUACUGGAAAAUGGAACUAUGGGUAUGUAUAUUUGUGUGUAAUAAAAUCUAGACAUGACUUUGUGUAUGUCAGAAUAGGGUUGUAUUUCCUUUUCUAUUUUCUUUCUUUUUUGCUUCUGAUUUGGUAGACUUCAGAACCCAUAUCAAUCUGAUUAGAAUUUGGCCUCACACC